Lethenteron reissneri (Far Eastern brook lamprey) is the source of this 4930-nucleotide messenger RNA. RefSeq lists its product as uncharacterized. The record is from RefSeq and is a predicted model, not a curated record. Lineage: Eukaryota; Metazoa; Chordata; Hyperoartia; Petromyzontiformes; Petromyzontidae.
GGAGACGAGAGACUUGUGAGACGAGAGAGGAGAGAACGCCGUACAAGAUGUUACCCACACAUUCCCUUUGGCUGUUGCUUCUUAUUUUCAGUCAGCGCGAUGUGUGUCCGUGCUGUGCAUCCAACGCGGCCGCAGCAGGAGAGGGCCAGGAGGUGCACUGCUCUGGUUACGAGGCGGCCCUCAGCCCGAGCGUCAACCUCAGGAGGGUCGUGUGGCACUACAAGCCAGCCAGCGGACCCGUUCCUUUUUACACUUACAUUAUCGACUACAACUACGAUACCAAAUUGACAGACACGCUGCCAGGAACGCAUCUCUCCGACAGGAUCAAGAUCUUAACCGAGGGCAAUUCAAAGAAUUCUCUCUUCAUCAAGUCUUUUAAUGCGAGUGACGGUGGCACCUACACGUGCAAGAUCUAUGGGGAUGGGUUUAAGUUGUUAUACACGACAUCAGUGACUCUACCCAUGGCAAAGGGCAGCGUCUUCCCACUAAUCUUGGGCGCCGCCGCCGCCGCUGCGCUUUUCGUGGUUGUCACGUCCAUCAUCAUCAUCUGCUGCUGCGUACGCAAACGUCACAAAGUCGCUCGCAAGGGAACAGAGGAAAAUACCUACACACAUCUGAGAGGGCACGACCCGAAUAAAGCAGGAACGGAGGAAUCCCACUACGAAAUGAUCGACGUGCACGGUGAACGUGAUACCACUCAGGGCGCUGAACAGGGAUCUGAGCAUGGCCAUGACACACCCUACGAAUCUUUGAAGCAACAUGUGGUCAAUGAAGGUGCUUAUGAAACCCUUGCACCAACUGCAAAAGACCCAGCAGCCCACAGAAGCCCCGACAGCCCCAGCAGCUCGUAAAUUAAUUUAUAAAACAUGCAAAAGUACAAGUCAUCAUGUUCCUGCACGAUAGAAGCUUUAAAAUAGAGAGCCGCCCUGUGUAUCUUGACAAAUCCGUCCUAGCACCCUUCCCCAGGCCAGCGGAUUGUUGUUGACCUCCAGUGGACUUCUUCCCACCCAGCCACGAUCCCUCCUCUCCCUUCGCCGAUCCGCCAGUGCGGAAUGGACGCGCUGUCUGCGCCACGAGUGUCAGUUUGUUCGUACAAACCGUGCACAAAUGUAAACGAACCAACAUCAUUAAUAGCCCUUUGGCAAGCCACUGGUGGCUGAAGGCCUCCCUGUGCCUUGCCAGGCAUAAGUGUUGCUUGACCAGACUUCACCACGAUGGUCGGUUAGUGAAGGGGGGUCUCAGAACCAGCAGGGAUGUCACUCGCCACCGAGACUUGCCGUGGCCAGCGAUCAAACCUCGUUCACGGCGGCAGUGCGCUCACCAUCUUGCCACCGCAUCGCUCACUAACUGUUUGACCGCCGUUGACUAUAGAUUCAUAACGCCACAAUACACGCUCCAAAUUGACACCACGGGAGUUACUGCACUGCGCUAAGAACCCCGCAUCCCAAGAUUGAAUCCCGGCCACGGCUAACAACAGUGGCAAGUGACAUCGGAACAAAUCAUGGACCCUUUUCCUUUCACAAACCCACACUGACCAGUGUGGUGAAGUAUGGUCAAUACCCCCCAAGGCUCGCAUGGCAAGGGGAGGCCCAGACCCAGCAGUUGAUUGACAAAUGGCUGUACACGUGUCAAAUGUGAUGAGUUAAGAUCACCCGUGCAGACACGAGAGGAAUUCCCAUUCACGGGAAUAUUCAAGUAGAAUUGAAUCUUGAACAAUAACCCUGGAUAUCGUCCCACCUCUACCGAGGAACAAUGAUUAUAUUUGACAGUGUGGCACGGAAAUCUCUUUACAACUAUUAUUUCAGUUCAGAGGACUUCUUCACUCCCGGUUUGAACUUGAUUUGUCUCGCUGUGUUCAAUACGGAAGUUCAUGAAGUAUCAUUACCGUUACUGUAAAUCAGCAGCAUUUAUCAUUUGUGUAAACGAAACGUUGCAACUCCAGAUCACCACAUUGGUGACAUCAGAUGACCGCACGUUGUUUCCACUUUCAUGUACAGUGCAAGCAGCACUUUUAAGUUCGUCAAAUGCCAUUCGGAGUAAGGCCAUGAACACUCUUUAAAAGGAGGCACCAGCAAUCGGUAAUCAAACAAAACAAUUCGGCCUGCAAUCUGUAAUGAUAUCCCCUGCCCCCCUCCCUCGCAAUGCAAUACAUUCUUACGAUUCCAGGUCACGGUGAUAAUCCAAGAACUAAUUAUAUAAUCAGUUGUCAUACCAUUCAAUGCAGGCAUCGUGAGCCUGAGACUCAAAUGUAAUCGACAAAUUCACGUAUCUUUACACCCUAAACAACAACCCUUACUAUGUGUACUACUUAAGAGUACACACUCCACACCACCCAGCCUCUCCCCUGUGCAAGCCCGGCACCUUCACUGGUACUGCAAGUCGGAUGCAGGAACAUUCGAUCUAUCGGAGGUCGUGCUCAGCUGCAUCCGCUCCUCAACCCCAUCCAACCCCCCGCCACCGCGUCCCUCUUUGUCUUCCUCGCGCCCUUCUAUCUUUGACCUUGCCGAGGAGGAGGAGGAGGUGGCGUGGCAGUCCGCAGUGCACGCCACCUUCCUCCAUCCGACUCCACGUCCGGCCUACUUGGAGUAUUUGUGACACUUCCCUGUUCAUCAUUAUUCUUCUCUAUCCUCUUGUCAAUAUCUUACCAACGUAAAAAUGUAAACGCUUCGUCCACAUACAGUCUAAAGGCAAAGGGAUUUCCUGCUCAGAGCAUCAAAGCUGUGCUCACCUGCUGUUUACAGGCCGGAGCUGAUGGUGGCAAUUCCACAUUCUUAAGAAGGAGGCAUGUCUAUCCAUAGGACAACAACUGUUGACCUCCCCACAAAGUAGUAUUCUUUUAUCAACCCUAGAGGGAUGAUGGGCUGAGUCAACCCCAGCCUGGGAGUGAAUUCAUCGCCUUACGAUGGCACGCCGCCCACUCGAGCGCUGAGCCUGGAACAGGACACGAUCCUGUGACUGUGAAACCUCUGACACGAAUGUCAACACCAGCCUGCAACACCCAGUGGGAGCGUGUGUACUGAGAUAUCGAUAAAUACCAUGGAAAAAACCCCGGCAAGAAACCUUGCGCAAGGCAGUUGUACACGGGACUGUCAAUUGUGUAUUCUUAAAUGUUGGCUCACUGUUGCCUUCACUAACGCGUCCAGUAAUAUGUGAUGUGUAAUAUAGUUUAUAUUCAUUAACAAACACGAAUUAUAACUAUUCCCAGUUGCGGCCUGUCAAUAGGGGCCUCACUCGUGAUAAUGAAGGAAAAAUAAACCUCCCGAGCAAGAGCCAAGCUAUUCAGCAUUACCAUUAAUGCAUGCAUACAGGAUCACACAAAUACAUUUUGAUUGCUAAUUUUAUUCAAAUUGGUGGAAUCUAUACUAUAACAAACCGCCACACUGCAGGUCGAAACUCUCCUCUCUCGGCUUCUUUCAUCGCACUGCUCCAUUUGGGAAUUCCAUCCCGUCGCCUCUUUUGGCAAGUUCCUGCGAUGACCUUUCUCGAGUAAAUCAGCGCGUGCCACGCUCGUCUCUUUAACCUUCCACAAUCGUGCUGCUUGUUGCUGGCCACUUGGCAUGUUGCGCCUUUCAGCCUUUGCUUAGCAACCGUGAUGCAAAUACAUUAUUGGGAAUAAAUGUUCGUCAUACAUUUGAUGCAAAUUUGUUUAACCGAAAGUUUAUAAUUAGUUUUAGAAUUCUGCUUUUCUUGAAGUUUUUUUUCUUAUAUUUGUGUAUUAAAUGAAAUAAGGCUUAACGAUGUUUCUACAGUCGUUGAGCCGGGAUGUAUCACGUGUAUCACAGGACUCUCGUCGCGUGUGUCCUGGUCGUCGUUUUGUUCCACGUGCCGCGACCAACAGGAAACAGAGAGCCAUCAGCACAACAGCGACAACCUACUCAGUGGCAUUACAGAGAGGUCAAAACCUGUGUAUUUCAUUGGAAAUUAGUCAAUUUUGCACGACUGUAUCUUGUUUUGUUGCCACACGAAUAUUUGCGUUGAAGCCAUUUGACUUACAGACAAGUCAAGCUCCAUGUAUUAGUAAGUUAGCAAAUGCUGAUUUAACGAUGCCUUAUGUACCCAAAGCUAUAAUCACGUAUAUAAAUGUAAUACCACGGUUACGCGGGUAUCGUGGAAAUAAUGCACUGCGACUCGCAGGGCACCAGCUCGGUUCAGCCUCCUGGCGCGGUGGUUGAAACGGCUGGUGGGGGGUUUAAAUUAGAUUUUUAAAAUCCCCGAACCCACGUAGGUUCGGGGAUUUAAAAAGAAAAAAAAACUCCACUCCGCCCUUUCAACCGCCGUCAUGUGUGGUGGGGCAAAGUGUUGGUGAUUCCCACAUGGAAGAGUAGGCCAAAAACACCCUCUAGAGGGGGCUCACCAGAGCUCGCUGUAGUAGAGGCCCUUCUGCCAGCAGUGGUGUGAGCCAGAAAUUUCAGGGCUACGCUCUUUACACAGUUUAUACAAAUUCUUAGGUUUUUUUUUCGGUAAAGUCACGUAGGUAAAAAAAUUUAAAUGAAUAAAAGUAAAAUAAAAAUAAAAUAAAAAUCACGACGUUUCGGAAGCAACACAAGCCUCCGUCUUCAAGUGGAACAGUCACAGCACGAUUGCUGUAUCAAGAUACGUGACUUUACCGAAAAAAACUAAGAAUAUGAAUCCUUGCAGUCACGAAAGCUUCAAAUCUAGAAUUAAUACAGUUUAUACAAUUUUACAUUGUGUUACAUUUUUUAAAAAUAUAUUUUUGUUACUAUUAUUGUAAUAUGUGUGUAAUAUGUGUUACUAAUACAGUUAAUCUUUUUGUGAUAGUAAACAAAAACAAGCUCUGCUUUUCUUAAAACGUAAGCAUCUUUAUUUUAAACAAAAAUCCUCGCUGUAGUUUAAAACGGUACGAUAUUACAUUUUUAGGAAGCUCUUUUCUUCAAUAAACUUGUGGUUAAUAAAAAAUGUUGUUACUGUA